CCGCCAUGUCUUCCGGUACACCAGACUACUCCUCUCUGCUUUCCACGCUCAAAUCUACCUCAGCAUGGACACCAGAAAACGAGGCGACGCUCCUCGAGCCAUACACCUACAUCACCGCGAAGCCUGGAAAAGAGAUCAGGGGCUUGAUGAUUGACGCGUUUAACGACUGGCUCUCCGUCCCUCCCGAGAAGCUUACCGUCAUCUCGCGCAUCGUGAGCAUGCUGCACAGUGCGAGCCUUAUGGUGGAUGAUAUCGAGGACGACUCGCAGCUGCGGCGUGGUCAGCCAGUAACGCACAAGAUUUAUGGUAUCCCACAGACCAUCAACACCGCCAACUACGUCUACUUCCUCGCGUACAAGGAGCUCUUCUUGUUACGGCCCGAUCCGUCCGAGCGCUCAGAACCUCAGCUUGGGCGGCUGGUGUCAGACCAUGACCUUGACGGGCUGGUCACAGAAGAGCUUCUCUCGCUACAUCGAGGACAGGGACUAGAGCUGCUGUGGCGAGAUUCUCUACAGUGUCCGACCGAAGAGGAGUACAUAGACAUGGUAAACAACAAGACCGGCGGGCUGUUUCGCAUAGCGAUCAAGCUUAUGAUGGCAUGCGCUACCAAGAACUACGACGUAGAUUAUCUCCCCCUGGUGAACCUAUUCGGCGUGUACUUUCAGAUACGAGACGACUAUAUGAAUCUGCAGAGCACCGAGUACUCGCAUAACAAAGGGUUCGCAGAAGACCUCACGGAGGGAAAGUUCUCCUUUCCAAUAGUACACAGCGUUCGCGCGGACACCAGCAAUAGACAAGUCCUGAACGUUUUGCAGAAGCGUCCUUCUACACCAACGCUCAAGCAUCAUACUAUCGAAUACCUCAGAACACGGACACGGUCUCUUGAUUAUACAUUUGACGUCAUCCAGACGAUCGAGAAGCAGGUACGAUCGGAGGUCUCACGUCUGGGAGGGAACGAGAAACUGGGACGCAUUUUAGACCAGCUUGAAGUUACGACGAGAGAUGGUGAACGCGCUGCUGGUGAGGCAAGCUAGUUCCGUGGGCUAGGGAUAGUCCAUGUAGAAGUAUCUUUCAACCCCUCAUCUUUAACUCCGCAUGAAAAACGAGCAUGCGCAGUGUCAUUGACACAACCACUGGUGUGGCUCUAUGUAAGUGAACUAUGUACGAAGUCGUCGAAAAAUGGUUACUAUCGUAAGAAGACUUGAAUCAG
Molecule: messenger RNA, 1210 nt
Organism: Coniophora puteana RWD-64-598 SS2
Lineage: Eukaryota; Fungi; Basidiomycota; Agaricomycetes; Boletales; Coniophoraceae
Product: farnesyltranstransferase
Exons: 8
Coding region: 6-1034 (342 amino acids)
Biological process (GO): isoprenoid biosynthetic process
Molecular function (GO): prenyltransferase activity
Source: RefSeq, a predicted model, not a curated record